Messenger RNA from Talaromyces stipitatus ATCC 10500, 2502 nucleotides. RefSeq names its product ATP-dependent RNA helicase (Drs1), putative. NCBI's taxonomy places the organism in Eukaryota, Fungi, Ascomycota, Eurotiomycetes, Eurotiales, Trichocomaceae. The record is from RefSeq and is a predicted model, not a curated record. Gene Ontology annotation, molecular function: RNA helicase activity; nucleic acid binding; ATP binding. The transcript has 2 exons. Bases 1 to 2502 code for a protein of 833 amino acids.
AUGGGCCAGAAGUCGAAACCACCAGCAGACGACAAUGAUUUCGUAUUUACAUUGUCUGAUGACGAAGGCUUCGCCAUUGACGUUGACGAGACCGAAGAUAUAAGCGAAGAAACUUCAGCAGCCGAAACAAAAAUUUCGAAGAAGCGAAAGCGUGAACAAAAUGCAACUUCACAACCAUCGAAGCAGACAAAAAAGCAGAAGAAACAAGAACAGAAGCAAUCAAAGAAAGGGGAAAAGGUGGAAUUAGAAAGAGAUUAUGAUGCUGGGAUUGUGACUGAGGAGGAGAAAAUAGACGAAGGGGAAGAUGAUGGCGUCCUGAAUCCUGAUUUCGAGUUUGAUAUUGGUGGGAAUGCGACUCGUGAUGUUAUUGAAGAUUUUGAUGGUUGGGGUGCGGAUGAUGGGAAACAAAAGGCUGCUGGUGGGAAUAAGAAGGCGGUGGAUAUUGAUGAUAUAAUUGCUCGUCGCAAGCAGAGGAAGGAAGAAGAAAUUGAGAGGAAGAAAAGAAAGGCCGAGAGGAAGGGAGAGCAGGAUUUUGAGGGUUUCGGUAGUGAGGAGGAGUAUGGUGACGAUGAUGAGGAGGAGGAUGUUGGAAUGCCUAAUUUUGAUGAUGAUGAAUUAUUGGCAGCUGAUGGCUUUGGCAUGGGUGUUGACGGCGCCGAGCCGGAAGAGGACAGGGAUGAGGAACAAAAAAGCAGCGAUGAGGAGGAUGAUUCAGAAGCAGACGACCAUGAUAAUGCUCAUUCUGAUGACGAAUCCGAUGCUGAGUCCGAUGAUUCGGUAGCAUCCCCCGUCGCGCAUCCAGACGACAUAGCUUCCGGCGAAGAGUCCGAGUCUGAGAGCGAGAACGCCGAGGAAAUAGCUAAACGAAAAGCUUUCUUUGCUCCCGAGGAACCUGCCUCAGCAGACAAAGAUGCUGAUGACGCCGCCCAUGGCUCGUUCCAGAACUACAACCUCUCUCGUCCUAUUCUUCGAGGCUUGGCAGCUGUUGGAUUCACAAAACCUACACCGAUUCAGCGAAAGGCUAUCCCAGUCGCCCUCCUGGGCAAAGAUGUCGUCGGUGGUGCUGUCACUGGUUCCGGUAAAACGGGUGCAUUUAUCAUUCCCAUUCUAGAGCGUCUUUUGUAUCGACCACGCAAAGUGCCUACCAGUCGUGUGGCUAUCCUUAUGCCCACUCGUGAAUUGGCUGUGCAGUGCUACAAUGUGGCCACGAAACUUGCGACGUAUACUGAUAUAACUUUCUGUCAACUUAUCGGCGGUUUCAGUCUACGCGAGCAAGAGAACGUUUUAAAGAAACGGCCUGAUAUUAUUAUUGCCACACCCGGUCGUUUCAUUGACCAUAUGAGGAACUCUGCCAGCUUCACAGUUGAUACUCUGGAAAUUCUUGUUCUUGACGAAGCUGAUCGCAUGUUGGAAGAUGGUUUCGCCGACGAGUUGAACGAAAUUCUUACUACGAUCCCCAAGUCCCGUCAGACCAUGCUUUUCUCUGCUACGAUGACGGAUUCCGUUGAUAAGCUCAUUCGUGUUGGUCUAAACCGUCCGGUACGACUGAUGGUGGAUGCGAAGAAGCAGACUGCUGGCACGCUGGUUCAAGAAUUUGUUAGACUGCGACCAGGCCGUGAAGACAAGAGACUUGCUUCACUCAUACACCUGUGCCAACAAGUCUAUGCAGCUCGUGUGAUUAUCUUCUUCCGUCAGAAAAAAGAAGCGCAUCGCGUCAGGGUUAUUUUCGGUCUGUUCGGAUUAAAAGCAGCCGAAUUGCACGGUAGCAUGAGCCAGGAACAGCGUAUCAAAAGUGUUGAAGACUUCCGUGACGGAAAAGUCGCUUUCCUACUAGCCACAGACGUCGCUUCUCGUGGUCUCGAUAUCAAAGGCGUCGAGACCGUUAUCAACUACGAAGCACCCCAAACCCAUGAAAUCUACCUGCAUCGUGUCGGUCGUACUGCCCGUGCCGGCCGAUCCGGUAGAGCAUGUACAUUGGCAGCCGACCCCGACCGAAAAGUUGUCCGCGCUGCAGUCAAAGCAGGCAAGACCCAAGGCGCCAAAAUCGUCAGUCGAGUCAUCGGCUCCGAAAUCCAGGACAAACUCGCUGAGGAAAUCGAAGGUCUAAGAGACGAAGUCGACGCCAUCCUACGUGAAGAGAAGGAAGAGAAAGAACUAGCGCAGGUCGAAAUGCAGACCUCCAAGGGUGAGAAUCUACUCAAACACCAGACUGAGAUCAUGUCCCGACCAAAGCGUACUUGGUUCGAGACCGAGAAGGAGAAACAAGAAGCACAGAAACGUGGGUUGAUAGAACUCAACGGCCUCGAUGCAUCGUUGAGUAAGAAGGAGAAACGGAAAUUGAGCGGCAAGGAAAAGAAGCGGUUGGAUGAUACCCGGGAUCGAAAAGAGGGGAGAAUGUGGAAGAAAGGAAAGAAGGAGCGAGAGAGUAAUAUAGCUCCGCCGAAGAAGGGCUCUGGGAAGAAAGGUGGGAAUAAGAUGAAGGGCAAGAAGGGUAGAAAAUGA